This is a messenger RNA of Dracunculus medinensis (Guinea worm), 1018 nucleotides long. The record is from the annotation of a GenBank genome assembly. Lineage: Eukaryota; Metazoa; Nematoda; Chromadorea; Rhabditida; Dracunculidae.
UGUAAACAAAUUUUUUUAUAAGGUGAUUUUUAUAGAUGAAGUAUGGAGUGAGUUCGAAAAAAUAUAUGAUUUUAAAAGAGAACAUGUCGAAAAAUCCGAUUUGGAAAAUUUCAUUAAAAAAUAUUUCACUGAAGCAGGAACAGAAUUAACUGAUUGUGAUUUGGACGACUGGAAAGAAAUGCCAAAGAAACUUAUGCGAAUUCAAGAUAAUCACCUAAGAAAAUGGGCUUUAGAAUUGAACCGAAUAUGGCUUCGUUUAUGCCGAGAGAUGCAGCCAGAUAAAAACCCUGAUCGAACUUCGUUAAUUUAUGUUCCACAUCGUUUCAUUGUCCCUGGUGGACGAUUUCGUGAAUAUUACUACUGGGACGCUUAUUGGAUUAUCAAAGGCCUUAUUGCGUGUGAAAUGUAUGGUUUUAUACCGAAUGGUGGUCGUGUUUACUACUUGCGAAGAUCGCAACCUCCACUUUUCGCUGGCAUGAUUUACGAAUACAUUGAAGCAACAAAGGAUUUCGAAUUUUUAAAAACAAUCCUUCCAGCUGUGAUUGAAGAAUUUCGAUUUUGGCAAAAUAAUAGGACCGUCAUAGUAAAGAAAGGAAAAUAUGCCCAUCAUUUAUUCCAUUAUAAUACAACUACUAAUGUUGAGAGGCCAGAAUCAUUCGCUGUAGACCAUAUGAUUGGAAAGCAAGUUCCUGUUGCCGAUCGACGAAAAUUAUUUCAGGAUAUUGCAUCAGCCGCUGAAUCUGGAUGGGAUUUCACUAGUCGUUGGUUUCGAGAUAAGAUUUCUGGCGCAUUUGAUUUUCCUAAUGGUGUACCAACAAGUUUAAUGAGAAACAGCAAAGAACAAUGGGAUUACCCUAACGGCUGGAGUCCUAUAAAUCAUAUGAUAAUUGAAGGAUUGAGAAAAUCUGAUGAUCCAGUAAGUCAAGAAUGGGCAUUUAAUCUUGCUAGUAAGUGGGUUCUUGGAAAUUACAUGGUUUAUCAAAAAACUGGCCAUAUGUGGGAAAAGGUUGGAAUUUGA